AUGCACAUAGUUCGUUGGCCUGCUCGGCCGCUCUUUCAGUCGUUGUCGCCGCACAGGCCUCCCUUGCAAGAGCCAAUCAAUCCCAACCUGGCAGGAGACUUCGCGCAAGCUUCGGAAGCCGAUGGAAGCCCGUUCGACAUCGCUUUACAGAUUAACAUGCCGAGUCUGUUGCCAGUCACGCCGCCGCACAUCGGCUUAUCAAAGUUUGUGGCAGCAAGAAUUCGCGAUUGGACAAGCCAGCGCUGCAGCCACACCGUGCCACUGCUGCGCCGGAUGCGCCCGGAGAGUGUGGAAAGCACAAUCAUGUCCGUGAGGACUCCAUUUCGGAAGACCUUCAAGAGGUCUUGGUGUAGAGUGGACCGCUUGAAGCUCGGGUUUCGCACCCUGCAGUUUCCACGGAAAGUUUUGGGUGUGGGGACGGUCUAA
Messenger RNA from Symbiodinium sp. CCMP2456, 426 nucleotides. The record is from the annotation of a GenBank genome assembly. NCBI's taxonomy places the organism in Eukaryota, Dinophyceae, Suessiales, Symbiodiniaceae.